This is a messenger RNA of Vicia faba (fava bean), 333 nucleotides long. NCBI's taxonomy places the organism in Eukaryota, Viridiplantae, Streptophyta, Magnoliopsida, Fabales, Fabaceae. The record is from the annotation of a GenBank genome assembly.
AUGGUUGUACUUAAUUUCUGGUUUCCUAAGUUGUAUGGAGAAGAAUCAAGUGCACAAGUUAGUAGAAUCAAAGACAUGUGUUAUGAUUUGCUCAAUGAUUAUCAACAGAUUAAACUUAGAGAUGCACAACCUACUGCUCUAUCCAUUGGUACAACUGCUAUUAUUGAUGACGAGGCUGAAUUUGAUGCAUACGUUGAGACAAUUGCCGUUGCCGAAGACUCAAGUUCAAGUGUUAAAGUUGCAGAAGAAAUUGCUACCGUGUUGAAUGAAAUGGAGUCAGACGAUGAAGCUGAGUUGAUGGAAGGUUGUUUGGGUUACCAUUUUGAAGAUUAG